Messenger RNA from Oryza brachyantha (malo sina), 595 nucleotides. RefSeq lists its product as uncharacterized. NCBI's taxonomy places the organism in Eukaryota, Viridiplantae, Streptophyta, Magnoliopsida, Poales, Poaceae. The record is from RefSeq and is a predicted model, not a curated record. The transcript is spliced from 3 exons. The coding region runs from base 82 to 318 and encodes 78 amino acids.
GCUCGAGUCCGGAGUCCCCUCCUCCUCCUCCUCCUCCGGCGACGACGACGAGCACGGUGGUCGGUGGUCCGGCGCGCAACAAUGACGGCUGGAUACAUUGCCGGUUCCCUGGUUGGGUCCUUUGCGAUUGCUUACCUAUGUGACACAUUUGUUUCAGACAAGAAGGCAUUUGGAGGCAGCAUUCCAAAGACUGUUUCUGACAAGGAGUGGUGGCUAGCCACUGAUACCAAGUUCCAGGCCUGGCCUCGGACUGCUGGACCACCGGUGAUCAUGAACCCCGUCAGCCGCCAGAACUUCAUCGUCAGGUCCACUGAAUAGGCGAGACACAGAAGCUGGUUCGGCGUCUUGUUUCCAUCAAGGAGCUGAAGUUUAUUUUUUUAGGUCUUAAAACUGUAAUAAAACAAACUACAGUUAGGACUUUUUGCAGUUUCCAUCACACCUGUAGCAAAUUUUGGGGCUUACAGCAUAACAUUUGAUGAAUUAUGUUCAUUGGUGAAAAUUACCACCAGGCAGCAGAGAGUUGUAAUUGUUCUCCUAUCUUCAUGUAUUCUUUGGCUAAUCAGCUGCUUAAGCUCAUCUUGUGGUGAUUGAUUUU